AAAUUGUUACUAAUAGUUUUAUAAAGCAUAUUUGAAACAUUAGGAUUUUCAAAUAAUCCUGUUUGAUAAAGCAACCACUUUGAUUAAUUUAGGCAGCAUAAAUAAUAUUCCUCCACUCCCAUAUCCAAACACACACACAACACAACACAACACACAAUGAGAAGCCACACUUCCCUCAAGUCUCAAACUUCUCUCCGCCCCAUGAAACGCUCCUCCUCCUCCCCGGCCGCGGGGGCGGUCGAGUUCCCGACGUCGCCGCAGUCGGCCUCGGGAGACGGGAUGCUGCAUUACGCCCACUCCGAGCACCCAUUGCUCCAAGUCACUCUCCCGGAGCUCUUCACAUGCGGCGGCUGCAAGGAGUACGGCGCAGGCCGGAGGUUUGCGUGCGCGCAGUGCGACUUCCAGCUGCACGACUUCUGCGCCGCCUCCCCUCCCGUCUUGAACAGCCACCCGUUCCACGGCCAGCACCAGCUCGUUUUCCACGCCAAACCAAAAACGGCAAAAGGCGGGAUUUCGUGGCCGAGGUGCGGCGUCUGCGGAAAGUCGAGCAAAGGGUUCGCCUUCCGAUGCAGAGCCUGCAGCUUCCAGAUGCACCCGUGCUGCGCCAUGCUGACGACGGAGGUUCGGUUCCCGUCUCAUCCGCACCCGCUGAGGCUGCUGCCGGCGGUGAGCACGACGAGCGCCGGCAACGGGGCUGCGGCGGCGUGCGGGGAGUGCAACAAGAAGAGAUCGGGAAGGGUGUAUCGGUGCACCGUGUGCGAAUACCAUCUCCACGCGGUGUGCGCCAAGGUUUUCAUCAACGGCCUCCAAGCCAACGGCAUACCUACGCCCGAGAAGCCUAGCCCCCUCGGAACUGCAGCCCGUCUCGCAGGCCAGGUGGUCAUAGAGUUCAUCGGAGGCCUCAUCGAGGGCCUCGGAGAAGGGAUGGGAGAAGCCCUGGUUCAGAACAUGGUAAGAGGAAGGUGUAUUAGCAGGAGGAGGAUACAACAACCAUGACUUACUUUAUUCCUCAAUUCUUUGCCUAAUGCAACAAAUGUAUGUAUAAUUAUGCAAUCUCUUCAUUGCUGUAAUAAUGAAAUCAGUUUGUAUA
Salvia splendens (bonfire salvia) is the source of this 1090-nucleotide messenger RNA. RefSeq lists its product as uncharacterized. The coding region runs from base 157 to 996 and encodes 279 amino acids. NCBI's taxonomy places the organism in Eukaryota, Viridiplantae, Streptophyta, Magnoliopsida, Lamiales, Lamiaceae. The record is from RefSeq and is a predicted model, not a curated record. The transcript is spliced from 2 exons.